GCUGUAAUGGAGGGGAGUGUUCGGAGGGCCCCCCGCCCCCAGCGGUGGAGGACCGGGCAAGAUCCCUGAGGCCCGGUCGUAAGAGAACCUCUGCCCUUCUGCACCCCUGGGUCCAGCUUUCUCAAGAGUAUCGGAACAUAGGGCACUGCUUUAUACCAUUGUUCUGUCUGUUUCAGCAUUGUCUAUGCUGACUAGCAGCAGCUCGCUUCUCCCAGGUUUCAGGCAGGAGAUGCCAGGGAUUGGACCUGGAACCUUCUACAUGCAAAGCAGAUGCUCUCUCACUACGUUAUGGCCUUAUCUCCCAUCACAUUUUGCUCUGGGCUGUAACUUGCCUAGGGAGCAAGAGGUUGCCAGUUCGAAUCCCCGCUGAUAUGUUUCCCAGACUAUGGGAAACACCUAUAUCGGGCAACAGCGAUUUUGGAAGAUGCUGAAAGGCAUCAUCUCAUGCUGCGCGGGAGAUGGCAUUGGUCAACCCUUCCUGUAUUCUACCAAAGAAAGCCACAGGGCUCUGUGGGUGCCAGGAGUCGAGACCGACUCGACGGCACAACUUAACCUCUCUGUAGCCCUGGCUGGAUCUGCUAGCAUUUCAGCUUCUAACAGCCAUGGAAGGAUUGGGAGCAGCAGCCCUGGCCUCUUUUGCACCUGAAAUGAACAGCAGGAGAGUGAUGCGGACGCUGGAGAACCUGGCCCGGUUGCAUCAUACUUGCAGACAGCUGUGCUCUCUGGCUUACAGGAAAGCCCACAAGACACAGUGGAAGCCUGUCCUGUCAUCUGCCUACCCCAUGUGCCCGGUUCAGCUCCACCCUCUACUCUGGCAGCAAGACACCAGCUCACAAUGCCGGCUUUUAACUACCAAGGAGAGAAAGAAAUCGGGCAAGGAGAAACUGCGACCAAUACAGCCGAAGAAGGAGAAGCAGGAGGUUUUGAUCAGGCCCAGGAUGACUGUGGAAGAUCUUGCCAAGGCCAUGCAUAAAGACGUAGAUCAUAUAUACGAAGCCCUGCUAAACACAGACAUUGACUUAGACUCACUGGAACCAGAUUCAGUCUUGGAGGAAGCAUGGAUCAAGGACAUUGUUAAAAAAUCCGGCAUGAAGUACCAGUGGGCCAUUUUGAAAGAAGAAAAGGCCAAAGUAAAUAAAGAUGCUGUAAAGAGGCCGCCCGCAGAUCCAGCUUUAUUAACCCCAAGGCCACCGGUUGUCACUAUCCUGGGUCACGUUGACCACGGGAAAACAACGCUCCUUGACAGCCUGCGGAAAACGCAAGUGGCGGCCAUGGAGGCAGGAGGCAUCACCCAACACAUUGGAGCCUUUCUUGUACAUUUGCCUUCUGGGGAAAAGAUAACUUUUCUGGACACUCCUGGCCAUGCUGCAUUUUCAUCCAUGAGGGCAAGAGGAACGUACGUCACUGAUAUAGUCAUAUUGGUGGUAGCCGCAGAAGAUGGAGUAAUGAAACAGACUGUGGAGUCUAUUCAGCAUGCUAAAAAUGCCAAAGUUCCUAUUAUUGUUGCCAUCAACAAAUGCGAUAAGCCUGAAGCAGACCCUGACAGAGUGAAGAAAGAGUUGCUGGCUCAUGACGUCAUUUGUGAAGAGUAUGGAGGAGAUGUUCAAACCGUCCAUAUCUCAGCAUUAAAGGGUGACAACUUGAUGGCUUUAGCGGAGGCAACUGUCACUCUUGCUGAAGUGCUGGAACUGAAGGCAGACUGCUCCGGUCUUGUGGAAGGUACCAUCAUAGAGUCCCGAACAGAUAAAGGAAAAGGUCCAGUCACCACAGCCGUCAUCCAAAGAGGCACUCUGAGAAAAGGCUGCAUUCUGGUUGCAGGGAACAGCUGGGCCAAAGUACGCCUGAUGUUUGACGAGAACGGCAAGGCCAUGGAAACUGCCUCUCCCAGCAUGCCCGUGGAGAUCGUAGGCUGGAAGGAAGUCCCUUCCGCAGGAGAGGAAAUCCUUGAAGUAGAGUCUGAGCAAAGGGCUCGUGAAGUGGUCGAGUGGAGAGCCUACGUGGAGCAGCAGGAGAAAAUGAAGAAGGAUCUAGGGGUCAUAGAGGCCAAGCAGAAGGAGCACAAGGAGGCCUACAACAAGGAGCGAGAAGGCCUGACCAACCUCACGUGGAGGCAGAGGAGCACGAUUCUGUACAAAGCCAAAAGGCACAGCAUGGCCAUCCGGCCUAAAGAAAGGGUGAAGAGCGACAGGAACACCUUGCCUAUCAUCAUCAAAGGUGACGUUGAUGGCUCUGUGGAAACCAUUUUGAAUAUCCUGGAGACCUACGAUGCUGACGAGGAGUGUGAAUUAGACGUGGUUCAUUUUGGAGUUGGAGAUAUCAGUGAAAAUGAUAUAAACCUUGCAGAAACAUUUGAAGGUGUUAUAUAUGGAUUCAAUGUGAAUGCAAAUAAAUCUGCCCAGCAGCUGGCUGCUAAGAAGGGGAUAAAGAUGAAGCUGCACAACAUCAUCUACCGCCUCGUUGAGGACUUGCAGAGAGAGCUGAGCAGCACCUUGCCCUGUGCUGUGGAGGAGCAUGUGCUAGGAGUAGCUGCUGUUUUAGCUACCUUUGAAGUCACAGUAGGAAAAAGUAAAAUCCCAGUGGCUGGCUGCAGGGUGCAGAAGGGGCUGCUGGAUAGAAAGAUGAAGUUUAAACUAAUCCGUAAUGGGGAUGUUAUCUGGACAGGAUGCGCAACAUCACUGAAGCACCAUAAGGAUGAUGUCCCUGUCAUCAAGACUGGCAUGGAUUGUGGGCUUAGUUUGGAUAAAAAUAUAGAAAUUCAAACUGGAGAUGAGAUCGUUUGUUUUAAUGAAAAGGAAGUUGAACGGAAGAUUUCUUGGGACCCAGGAUUUUAACACUCAGACCAGCUAAGGUGUGAUGGACUGAGAAACUUGGACUGUGGCCAAUAAUCUUCACAUAAUACUGCAGAGCGAAGGCUUUCAGGGAACAAUUUCUGUUGUAAAAAACCAGGGACUGAGGAGACAUUGGAGAGAACAAGGCUUUCUAUUUUUCCACACUGUUCCGUUGUAGCUGCCUUAAAUGAAAGAGCAGCAGCAGCAGAUGGAAAUUACUGUCAUUGUAAGAACUGCAUUCUGAGACAAUGAAGUAGGAAGAUCUACUUGGAUCCAUGUUGUGUGUGGAGACAGGUACAAACCAACCUGUGUUUACAGUUCAGGCAGCACCAAAAGAUGUUGCUGAGCACCUUAACUUGUUAAAUCAGAGGACAUUAGUGGGAGAUCAAAGCUUUUGUCCAAACAGGAGUCCCAAUUUAGAAUGUUAGCCAUGCAUUAGUCUGUAUUCCUGCAUUUUGGGAUACUGCCAACAGCAUAUUUUCAUAUCCUUUUGGGCUAACACUGGCAUUGUUUGCAUCAGAUUGGAGUAUACCCAUGUGGUAGCCUAUACACUGAUUAAUAAAUAACAUCUGAAUAAAUGUUUUUGUAUAGAU
Messenger RNA from Hemicordylus capensis (graceful crag lizard), 3421 nucleotides. RefSeq names its product mitochondrial translational initiation factor 2 (gene MTIF2). The coding region runs from base 603 to 2831 and encodes 742 amino acids. The record is from RefSeq and is a predicted model, not a curated record. The transcript is spliced from 14 exons. Lineage: Eukaryota; Metazoa; Chordata; Lepidosauria; Squamata; Cordylidae. Gene Ontology annotation, molecular function: GTP binding; GTPase activity; translation initiation factor activity. Gene Ontology annotation, biological process: translational initiation.